Molecule: messenger RNA, 2169 nt
Organism: Phascolarctos cinereus (koala)
Lineage: Eukaryota; Metazoa; Chordata; Mammalia; Diprotodontia; Phascolarctidae
Gene: ME3
Product: malic enzyme 3
Biological process (GO): malate metabolic process; pyruvate metabolic process
Cellular component (GO): mitochondrion
Molecular function (GO): NAD binding; malate dehydrogenase (decarboxylating) (NADP+) activity
Source: RefSeq, a predicted model, not a curated record
GUGAAGGUAAACAGGGAGGGGGUGGAGAACUGAUGCGAUGGAUCCCCUCGUGACACCCCACUUCCAUCCUUUUUCCGGCUCGUAAGACUGCCCUCCUCCACCCUUGCCAGGUGCGAGCAUGCGUUCACCGCGAGCUCGGGGUCGAGGUCACUCGUGGGGACUUCAUAACCUCCCAGUCCCUGAUAUUAUCUUCUCGCCUCGUCCCCAACAUUCAGGUUUCGCGGGAAAGGAUGAGUUCUCUCUUCAGCCAGGGAGCCCGGGUGGCUCUUCAGGGCAGGGCCGGCUGCGCCCUCCUGCUCCGGGCUCCCCCUUUGACAGGCACUCAGCUGGUCCGGGUCAGCAGCAGCUCCGGGCCCGCUGGGUCCCAUCAUGUGCCCUUGGCCUUGAAGAAGCGGGGCUACGACGUCACCAGGAACCCUCAUCUCAACAAGGGGAUGGCAUUUACACUGGAAGAAAGGCUGCAGCUUGGCAUCCAUGGCCUAAUACCCCCUUGCUUCUUGAGCCAAGAUGUGCAGCUCCUCCGGGUGAUGAGAUACUAUGAGAAACAGCCCAGUGAUCUCGACAAGUACAUCAUUCUCAUGACACUCCAAGACAGGAAUGAGAAACUUUUCUACCGAGUACUUACAUCGGAUGUGGAGAAGUUCAUGCCCAUUGUCUAUACACCGACAGUGGGACUGGCAUGUCAGCAGUAUGGCCUGACCUUCCGUAGGCCACGUGGGCUCUUUAUCACCAUUCAUGACAAAGGCCACAUUGCCACGAUGCUGAACUCCUGGCCGGAAGACAAUAUUAAGGCUGUGGUGGUGACAGAUGGAGAACGCAUCCUGGGCCUUGGAGACCUGGGCUGCUAUGGCAUGGGCAUCCCAGUGGGCAAACUCGCAUUGUAUACUGCUUGUGUUGGAGUGAAUCCACAGCACUGCCUUCCAGUUCUGCUAGAUGUUGGCACUAACAAUGAGGCCCUGCUGAAAGACCCUCUGUAUAUUGGACUGAAGCACAAGCGCGUACGUGGGAAAGAGUAUGAUGAAUUGAUCGAUGAGUUCAUGCAAGCAGUGACUGACAAGUUUGGCAUAAACUGCCUCAUCCAGUUUGAAGAUUUUGCUAACGCCAACGCCUUCCGCCUGCUCCACAAAUAUCGUAACAAGUACUGCAUGUUCAAUGAUGACAUCCAGGGCACUGCUUCUGUCGCUGUCGCCGGCAUUUUUGCUGCCUUGCGGAUUAAAAACAAGCUCUCCAACCACGUGUUUGUUUUCCAAGGAGCAGGAGAGGCAGCUAUGGGAAUUGCCCACCUCAUUGUCAUGGCCCUGGAAAAAGAAGGCAUCCCAAAGGCAGAGGCCACCAAGAAGAUCUGGAUGGUGGAUUCCAAGGGGCUCAUUGUGAAGGGAAGGAGUCACCUGAACCAUGAGAAGGAGAUGUUUGCUCAGGAUCAUGCAGAAGUGAAUACCCUGGAGGAGGUAGUCCGGCAGGUGAAACCCACAGCCCUCAUAGGGGUGGCAGCUGUUGCAGGAGCUUUCACUGACCAGAUUCUGAAGGAUAUGGCCUCUUUCAACAAACGACCGAUCAUCUUUGCCUUAAGCAAUCCCACAAGCAAAGCAGAGUGUACCGCUGAGAAAUGCUACGGGCUAACAGAGGGCCGGGGGAUCUUUGCCAGCGGGAGUCCAUUUGACAAAGUAACCCUGGAAGACGGCAGGACCUUUUUCCCUGGGCAAGGAAACAACGCGUACGUGUUCCCUGGAGUGGCGCUGGGCGUCAUCGCCUGCGGGGUCCGGCACAUCCCCGACGAGAUCUUCCUCCUCACGGCUGAGCACAUUGCUCAGGAAGUCUCUGAUGAGCAUCUCGCCCAAGGGCGGCUCUAUCCACCACUCAGCACCAUCCGGGAUGUGUCCCUGAGAAUUGCAGUCAAGGUCCUCGACUAUGCUUACAAACACAGCCUGGCCUCAUGGUACCCAGAGCCUGAGGACAAGGAGGCCUUUGUGAGGUCUCUGGUCUACACUCCAGAAUAUGACUCAUUUGUGCUGGACAGCUACACAUGGCCCAAGGAAGCAGCAGGAGUACAGGAGAUCUGAGGCCAUCUCGUUGGUUCAUAUUAGCAAGUUUGGGUCCCCUCUCCCCCAGUGAGUGAAACUAUAUUCAGGUUUGGAACAAUGACAAUAUAAAUAAUCCCCAAAAUGGUUA